AUUUUUGUAUCUAAAUGUAAAUAAAUGCUUCGUUGGUGAGCAUAAGAGACUUCUCUGAAAAACAUUUUAAUACAUUACCCACCCUGAACUUUUGAAUAGUAGUGUAGGUGUGAUGCCUCAUUGCAACUGUACAAACUUAGUAGUCAUUUACACAGCAUCAUUAUUUGUGGGUUUCUAUGUCAUGCAUUUGGCACCUGUUAAUAUAUGCAUUCCCCCACUUGAUUUCAAUUCAAAGCCUAUAAACCCAUCUUGUUAAAAGUCAUGUGUCCUGAUGACAGUAGGAGUGGAAGGUCUUUGUGUGUACUACUGGAGUAAAUUCUCUGCUCCUCCCGUUAUUGCUGAGGAACUCCGGAGAGUGAACCCAUCCCGGUUGCAACGGCGUCUACCUGGAACCAACAAGGUCCUUUUUAGCAGAAACGAGGAACGCUACUACAUGGAGAGGGACGAGGACACACUGCGUCUGCUGGGUUUGAAUGCAGAUAAUGGUGGUGAUGCCGAGGAUGACGACGAUGAAGAUUCUGAUGACAAAGCAGAAAAAAUAAAGAACCCAAACUCUUUACAGAGUGGCAAGUGGCAGUUGGGGCUGCAGGCCAUGUCUUUUGACCUGUACGCUAAGUAUGGAAACAAUCGCACACUCAGUCUUGUCAGUCCGAAAAAGCCGUAUUACCAGUGGAGGCUUCGGGUGCCGCCCGGUCACGUCGUGCAACUUGUCAUUCUCACACUUCAAGGGGCGACACCUGGAAGCUGCUCUGCCAACAAGCUGUCUGCUUAUGAUUUCCUACUGCCGCUUCAGAACAAGAUCAUCGCCAGAUGGUGUGGUCUGCCAAUAUCAGGAACAUCCCCUGUAAUGAAACUGACAUCUUCUGGAAACGUCAUGCUUGUCACAUUUUCUUUCAGUCGUCAGAGGCAAGGAGCCAUCUUCAAAGCUUAUUUCCAAGCUAUACCCAAAACCGAGUGCGGUGGUUUCCUCACUGCGUGGAACGGCACGGUGACGUCCCCUUACUACCCCGCCUACUACCCUCCAAAUGUGGACUGUAACUGGAAAAUCAGGGCUCCGUUGCCGGGAUACCUUCUCUCUGUGACCAUUGUGAUGCUAGACAUUCAGGAUUCACCGGCCUCGAGCACCUGCGAAAAAGAUUGGCUGGAAAUAGGUGGCGUAAAACUCUGUAACCCAGUUGGGGACAGCAGCAGAAAGAGGAUCUACUCUUCACCCGUCCAGCUGCACUUUCACUCGGAUGAGUCUUUGACCCAUAAAGGUUUUUAUCUGAUCUACAGGGCCUUCUCUCCUGAAAGCGCAUGUCCGAGGCAGUUCCGCUGUGGAGAUGGCAAGUGUAUUCCUCUGAGGAAAGUGUGUGAUGGAGCAAAAGACUGUUCUGAUGGACGAGAUGAGGCUAAAUGCUACACGUGUAAACCAGGAGAAGUUUAUUGUAUGGGUCAGUGCAGACCACACAGCCAGUGUAACACCGCAUGUGAUGACAGCAGUGAAGAGAAUAACUGUGGAGGUAAAUGCUACCAUAUGUGCCCAAACAAAAUCUGCCUCACCAAAGCCUCAGUGUGUGACGGGAUUGUGGACUGCAAAGACCGCAGUGAUGAACUCAACUGCACAAGAACAUUUUCUAAAGGAUGCUCUCCUUCCUCCUUCAAAUGUGCUAGUGGAAAGUGCUUGAGUAAGAUCAAUCCGGAGUGUGACGGCAUUAAAGACUGCAAAGAUGGUUCAGAUGAGUUGCGCUGUAGCUGUGGCACGAGGCCCAGGAAGAGGGCAAAGAUUGUGGGUGGAACGGAUGCCCAGGCAGGCUCAUGGCCAUGGCAGGUCAGCCUUCAGAUGGAGCGCUAUGGUCAUGUGUGCGGGGCAUCUCUGGUGGCCAGCCGCUGGCUUGUCUCUGCAGCUCACUGCUUUCAGGACUCGGAUGCAAUCAAGUAUUCUGAUGCGCGAUCAUGGAGGGCCUACAUGGGCAUGCGGGUAAUGAACUCGGUCAGCAACGCAGCGGCCACCAGACAAAUCCGUCGCAUCGUCUUGCAUUCUCAAUAUGACCAAUUCACCUCCGACUAUGACAUCGCCCUUCUAGAACUAAGCGCCCCUGUCUUUUUCAAUGAGUUGGUACAGCCCGUCUGCAUUCCUGCCUCCUCUCACGCCUUCACCUCCGGAACCAGCUGCUUUGUCACUGGAUGGGGGGUUCUAUCAGAAGAAGGUGAAUUGGCCACAUUGCUGCAAGAGGCCACCGUUAACAUCAUCAGUCACAACACUUGUAAUAAAAUGUAUGACGAUGCGGUCACUCCCAGAAUGCUUUGCGCCGGAAACAUUCAGGGAGGAGUGGAUGCUUGUCAGGGAGACUCUGGGGGACCUUUAGUGUGUCUGGAACGUGGCCGGAGGUGGUUUCUAGCAGGCAUCGUGAGCUGGGGUGAGGGCUGUGCCCGACAGAACCGGCCUGGAGUUUACACACGUGUCAUAAAGUUCACAGACUGGAUUCACCAGCAGACGAAAGGCCAGGUGUGACUUACACACGCACACAUAUAUUUACACCAGAGAACGGGUGAUUGGCCCGCACUCAGUUGCAUGUGAUCGAGGUGCACCGGCCCAGCUCUCAUGGUGCCCAGACACACAGCAAACAUCAACACCUCUGCAUCGGAAGCAAUUUCCUACCAAUUCCUGUUGCUCAGCGUUUGAAACCUCUACCCACGGUCUUCCAGCAGCUUCACUCCCCUCUUUAUGCCCCAAACUCAUAAGAACCACCUACAAACCAACUGUAUUCUAUAAAGCCUUGACAGUGGACUACUAGUGUAGAGAUUGAGGAGAUUAUUUGCAGUGGAAAGAGUUCUCUUGGUAAGAUUUGUGUUAUUUGCAUACAGUGGCUUAAUAUUAGUUUUCAUUCAUUUAUUCAUGUUAAUGGAAUUUUUUUUCAUUGUUUAAGAAUGAUAUAAACCCUCCACUUCAUGGUCCUUUUCAAAUAUGUCCAACUGUGAAACUGAUUGCAUGUCAGAAAUGAUGACCAACAUGAAUUUUAGUCAUUAUUGUUACUGUUUUGUAUGUUUUUGUAGGUUUUUUUUAUCACAAAAAUUAUUGGCUUCUCCCUUAUUGGGAGAGAGCAGGCAGCCCUUAAGACUCUCUCUACUGGUCAUGAUUUGACAUUACAUCUUACUCAGUACUUUUUUAGUUACGCACACAUUAUGAUCUGUAUACCUGAAAAACCAGAUGUAAAUGUCAAAAAGGAGCAAAUGUUGAUACUUUAUAUUAGAUAUAUGAAAAAUAGAAUUAUAUUAAAAAGAGGUGCUACAUUACUUCC
Messenger RNA from Cyprinus carpio (common carp), 3281 nucleotides. Its product is annotated as suppressor of tumorigenicity 14 protein homolog. Lineage: Eukaryota; Metazoa; Chordata; Actinopteri; Cypriniformes; Cyprinidae. Gene Ontology annotation, molecular function: serine-type endopeptidase activity; protein binding. Gene Ontology annotation, cellular component: extracellular region. Gene Ontology annotation, biological process: complement activation; acrosome reaction; proteolysis. The record is from RefSeq and is a predicted model, not a curated record.